GCCGCCGACUCGGUGAUGCCGCUGCCGCUUUCCGCUGCUGCCGGUUUCUGAGGGGGCCUCGGGACGGGUCCGGCGGAACGGCCCGGCCGAAAAGAUGGCGGCGGAGGACGGCGGCGGCGACACGGCGCUCCGGCUCGGCAUGAGCCUGGCACAGAUUGCCGAGUCUCUCGGCUCCUCGGAGCAGGCGCUGCGCCUCAUCCUGUCCAUCUUGCUGGGCUACCCUUUUGCCUUGUUCCAGCGCUAUUUUCUUUUCCAGAAGGAGCUCUACCUCAAUCACCUAUACAACACAUUCACGGGGUUCUCACUUGCCUACUUCAACUUCGGACCACAGAGCUGCCACUCCUUCAUAUGUAUCUUUGUUCAGUUUCUCAUACUGAGGCUUAUGGGCCGCACAGUCACUGCCGUUGCCACGACCUUGAUCUUUCAGAUGACAUAUCUGAUGGCCGGCUACUACUUCACUGCUACAGAGCACUAUGACAUCAAAUGGACCAUGCCACACUGUGUCUUGACUCUCAAACUGAUUGGUUUGUCCUUAGAUUACUAUGAUGGCAGGAAGGAAGUGGGGGCUUUAACCCAGGAACAACAGAGAUUUGCUGUACGGGGAGUUCCUACGUUACUGGAGGUCUCUGGCUUCUCUUAUUUUUAUGGUGCCUUCAUGGUGGGGCCUCAGUUCUCAAUGACACAAUAUCAGAAGCUGGUGAAGGGCGAGUUGACCGAUGUUCCAGGCCAAAGACCCAGCAGCUUUGUGCCUGCUCUUAAGCGCCUGGUUCUGGGUCUCUUCUUCUUGGUAGUCUACACUGUACUGGCUCCAUAUAUCUCUGAGGAAUACCUCAUCUCUGAUACUUAUCUGGAGCAGCCAUUCUGGUUCCGUUGCCUGUAUAUCUUGAUCUGGGGCAAGGUGAUCCUCUACAAGUAUGUUACCUGCUGGCUGGUCACAGAAGGAGUUUGCAUCCUCACCGGCCUUGGAUACAACGGAAAGGAUGAUAAGGGGCACUCAAAAUGGGAUGCUUGUGCCAACAUGAAAAUCUGGUUGUUCGAGACGACACCUUUCUUCACAGGGACAAUUGCCUCCUUCAACACCAACACCAAUGCCUGGGUAGCCCGCUACAUCUACAAACGACUGAAGUUCCUGGGAAACAAGUUGGUGUCGCAAGCCAUCUCUUUGCUUUUCCUGGCCAUCUGGCACGGGCUGCACUGUGGCUACUUGGUGUGCUUCCAAAUGGAGUUCCUGAUUGUUGUUGUCGAAAGACAGGCUAUUGAUCUGGUAAGAGACAGUCCGCUGCUGAGUAAGCUGGUUUCGGUCACCAUCUUGCGGCCUCUGUUCUAUUUUCUUCAGCAAUGUAACCACUGGAUGUUCAUGGGAUAUUCUCUGGUGCCAUUUUGCCUUUUCACUUGGGAAAAGUGGAUCAAGGUAUACCAGUCUGUUUAUUUCUUAGGCCAUGUGUUGUUUUUUACACUACUGGUUGUAAUGCCUUUUGUCCGAAAAGUACUUGUGCCACGGAAAGAGAAGUUAAAGAAAGCAGAGUAACAAUCAAAAGAUUGUACCACAUGUGCAUUUGUCAUGGGGAAUACAGAAGCAUCAGCUGCCAAACUUGCUGUGUCUAGCCUUGACCAAGUGACAGAGGGAGGAAGAGAGCACAGGGGCUGCAAGCCCAGAAGGAGGGGGACAGGCUGCAAAUCCCCUCACCCCUCUUCCGUGUUGCCUUAUCUAUUGACUUCUCCUCAUGGACACUCCAGUUUUGGGAAAUGUCAGAUGAUUGUAAAGAACCUGACACAGCUGCCACCUGGGAAUGGAGCCACUGCCUGACUUUUUCUACCUUCCAAUUCUGCUAGAUAAAAUUGGUCCCAGUUGGUUUUUUCA
This is a messenger RNA of Eublepharis macularius, 1861 nucleotides long. RefSeq names its product lysophosphatidylcholine acyltransferase 3 (gene LPCAT3). The transcript is spliced from 13 exons. Lineage: Eukaryota; Metazoa; Chordata; Lepidosauria; Squamata; Eublepharidae. Gene Ontology annotation, biological process: phosphatidylcholine biosynthetic process; lipid modification. The record is from RefSeq and is a predicted model, not a curated record. Gene Ontology annotation, cellular component: membrane. Bases 95 to 1528 code for a protein of 477 amino acids. Gene Ontology annotation, molecular function: 1-acylglycerophosphocholine O-acyltransferase activity; lysophospholipid acyltransferase activity.